Molecule: messenger RNA, 790 nt
Organism: Ricinus communis (castor bean)
Lineage: Eukaryota; Viridiplantae; Streptophyta; Magnoliopsida; Malpighiales; Euphorbiaceae
Product: rho GTPase-activating protein REN1
Exons: 3
Coding region: 72-401 (109 amino acids)
Biological process (GO): signal transduction
Source: RefSeq, a predicted model, not a curated record
UGUUAAAUCGGGAUGGGAGGAGCAAUAAAAAUCAACUGGAAGGAAAAGAUCAUAACAAUCGAGUUAAUGCCAUGCGAGAAGCAAUAUUAGAAACCUUUCCUGAGCCAAAUCGUCGCUUAUUGCAAAGAAUUCUAUUGAUGAUGCAAAAUGUGGCUUCUCACAAAGCAGAGAAUCGGAUGAGCACUUCAGCUGUUGCUGCUUGUAUGGCACCCUUACUUCUUCGUCCCCUUCUAGCUGGUGAUUGUGAAAUUGAAAAUGAUUUUGAUGUGGGUGGUGAUGGUUCCAUGCAACUUCUGCAAGCAGCUGCUGCAGCUAAUCAUGCCCAAGCCAUUGUCAUAACUCUAUUGGAAGAGUAUGAUAAGAUUUUUAAUGUAAGCCUUACUUCUCUCUCUUUAAUUUGAAUUGAUCAAAUAUGAGAACUACUAUCAUAGGAAACUUUCUUACUUUUAAUUUUAGAGGUUAUCUUUUGCACGAGGGCUGUUGACUAAAGAUCUGGGUCUUGCAUAUGAAUCACGUUUAUGUACUUUGGAGUCUCAAAGAAUGUGAAAAGAAUUUGGCCAUUAUCCUUGAAUUUAUCCAUUUCACUUGAGCAGAAAUGGUUGUAUAAACCUUUCAAACAGUAUGAUUACUUUCUAGCUCAUGAAGAACAGGCCAUUCUCAGUGUUGCUCAAGUUAGUUAUGACUAAUAAUAUAUAUCAAAUGCCAGUAUUGAAGAAUUUGGCUUUCGUACCAUCAUGCUCACUUAAUUACAGCUAUUUUGAUUGUAUGCUUCUUAUGAGUUAGUAUAGCU